Molecule: messenger RNA, 357 nt
Organism: Symbiodinium sp. CCMP2456
Lineage: Eukaryota; Dinophyceae; Suessiales; Symbiodiniaceae
Source: the annotation of a GenBank genome assembly
AUGCGGCUCUCCUCCGCGCUCCUGGCGAACCCCGGGCACAUCGAAGCUGCGCCACACGACACGCCAGCGACGCCGCCUGCCUCCUUUGCGAACUACAACGUGCCGGAUGGCGGCCACAUGCAAUCGGCGCCGCCGGCACCGCCAAUGCGCCAUGCCACCCACAAGGAGAAGCUGCCCCAGUACGGCUCGCCCUACCUGUGCUAUCCGAUGAUCGCCCUGAAAGCUCCGGACGGAGCGCAGCCGACGCCAAUGGUCUCGUCGGUUCCAGUGGCCCCGGCUUUGCUGGCACAUCUCGCGCCGAUGGAGCCUCCGACAAGGGCGAACCGCCGCUGCGACCAAGCGAAGCGCUUCCUCUGA